AAAAGGAAAAAUGUGUGGUGAGAAAGGGGAGAACGGAGGUAGCUUGGCAAUGGUAGUAAUAGUAGUAGAGUAGAGAACACUAUCAUAUCCUUGUCAAAUCAGAAUCUUUUUCAACUCUCCUCUUCUUGUUUCUGUUUCUGUUGCUUUAUCCAUAAUUUCCCUCAUCCUCCAAUAACCAAUUAGAUUACACAUUUCUCUUCACAUAAUAAAUAUAUAUAAAUAUAAAGAAAACACUUUUGGCAUUACUAUCUUAAAUUUUCUCACAGGUAGACAUGGCUUCCAUUGUUGCAAGCUUGCCUCCACCAUUAUUGAUCAAAACCAGUAAAACCCUCUUAACAGCUUUCUCAAAGCUUCCACUUUCUUCCUUUCAAGUGAGACAAAACCGUGGUUCUGUUGCUGUAAAGGCUGCUGGGGAUAACUCUGAGUCAUCAACCUCCCUAACCGUUAAUAAAUCAGUUCAAAACUUAUGGGCUAACUCUGAAGACCGACCAGCUCUAUUUGGAUUAGGGUUUGCAGCUAUAGCAGCUCUAUGGACAUCAAUUAACCUGGUUUCGGCCAUUGACAAGCUUCCUGUAAUCCCAAGCGUAUUUGAAGUUGUGGGCAUUCUAUUUUCUUCAUGGUUUAUCUACCGUUACCUCUUGUUCAAACCUGAUAGGGAAGAGCUUUUCCAAAUUGUUGACAAAACAGUAUCAGACAUUUUGGGCAAAUGAAAUGUGCAGUCAAAUGGUAAGGGUUUGGCAAUGUUUAUUAUGAGUGUAUUUAUUUACAAAAUUGAGGUUCUUAUUGGGUUGUUGCUGAAUUGGGGUGGUGGUCAAAUCAGUAUCACCAUUGUCAUUCAAUGCAAGUCUCUUGUUGUACCAUUAGGCAUGAACUCAUAAGAACUAUAUUCUGUGUAUUAUUUUUAAGCCGUUUUUACUGUGUUUUACUCUGUAAAGAAUAUUUAAAACGUUUUUAAAAUUUGUAGAUGUGAAUUUGGUCAA
Cannabis sativa is the source of this 980-nucleotide messenger RNA. Its product is annotated as protein CURVATURE THYLAKOID 1C, chloroplastic. The transcript is spliced from 6 exons. The record is from RefSeq and is a predicted model, not a curated record. Lineage: Eukaryota; Viridiplantae; Streptophyta; Magnoliopsida; Rosales; Cannabaceae. Bases 273 to 710 code for a protein of 145 amino acids. Gene Ontology annotation, cellular component: chloroplast thylakoid membrane; thylakoid.